Molecule: messenger RNA, 2140 nt
Organism: Pichia membranifaciens NRRL Y-2026
Lineage: Eukaryota; Fungi; Ascomycota; Pichiomycetes; Pichiales; Pichiaceae
Exons: 1
Coding region: 320-1645 (441 amino acids)
Biological process (GO): isocitrate metabolic process
Cellular component (GO): mitochondrion
Molecular function (GO): NAD binding; isocitrate dehydrogenase (NADP+) activity; magnesium ion binding
Source: RefSeq, a predicted model, not a curated record
AGGGCAAAAGCUUGAGAUCACGUGCCGGAAAAGGUGCCCCGCUUUCGGGAUUUUUGUCCUUUUCCGGUGUCCGCCGGCAGCGGUACCGGAGUUGCAAAGGCCGGUGGAGGAGAAGCGGAGGACGAGGCAACGGACGAGACGAGGAAGCGCAGGGAGGAGGAGACGGGAUGACUGAUUGUCCACUCAGAACGGGGAGGCUCUGUGUCUUUUUAUACACGAGGGCAAAGCUUGGAAGGUCCAAUUGAAGCGCCUGGAGCUGGCUGGACCGGUCUGGACACCCCGUUCCUCUGCAGUCAUCUAAGUCGACCCCUACCACGCAAUGUACUCUGCAGCAGCCCGUGCACAAGGCCGUUUGGCAGCAAUCAACAGACACUUUUCCACGUCCAGUGCCUCGCUGGGCAAGAUCCGGGUCAAAAACCCGAUCGUGGAGUUGGACGGAGACGAGAUGACGCGGAUUAUCUGGUCGGACAUCAAGAAGAAGCUCAUCUUGCCGUACCUCGACGUCGACCUCAAGUACUACGACCUCGGGAUCGAAUCCAGAGACGCCACGGACGACAAGAUCACUGUCGACGCGGCCAACGCCAUCAGGAAGUACGGUGUCGGCGUGAAGUGUGCCACCAUCACUCCAGAUGAGGCCCGCGUGAAGGAGUUCAACUUGAAGAAGAUGUGGCUCUCGCCAAACGGAACCAUAAGAAACAUCCUCGGCGGUACGGUCUUCAGAGAGCCAAUCGUCAUCGGCUCCGGCCCAGACAAGCAGCCGGGCGACAUCGAGAUUCCUAGAUUGGUGCCAGGCUGGAAAAAGCCCAUCAUCAUCGGCAGACACGCCCACGCCGACCAGUACAAGGCCACCGACUUUGUCGUCCCCGAGGCAGGCUCCCUUGAGAUUACCUUCACCCCUAAAAACCCUAGCGGCGAGAAGAUCUCCCGCAAGGUGUACGACUACCAGGGCCCUGGCGUGGCCUUGGCCAUGUACAACACCGAGGACUCCAUCAGAGGUUUUGCCCACUCCUCGUUCAAGAUGGCCCUUAGCAGAAAGGCUCCGUUGUUCCUCUCCACAAAGAACACCAUCUUGAAGAAGUACGACGGCAAGUUCAAAGACAUUUUCCAGGAGAUCUACGAAUCCUCGUACAAGGCUGACUUCGAGAAAGCAGGCAUCACCUACGAGCACAGAUUGAUUGAUGACAUGGUGGCGCAGAUGUUGAAGUCCCAGGGUGGCUUUGUCAUUGCUCUCAAGAAUUACGACGGUGACGUCGAGUCCGACAUCGUCGCCCAGGGUUUUGGCUCCCUUGGCUUGAUGACUUCUGUCCUCAUCACCCCAGAUGGAAAGGCGUUUGAAUCCGAGGCCGCCCACGGUACCGUCACCAGACACUACAGACGCUACCAGGCAGGCGAAAAAACCUCUACUAACUCCAUUGCCUCCAUUUUUGCAUGGACCAGAGGUAUCGCCCAGAGAGGUAAGUUGGACAACACCCCAGACGUCGUCGAAUUUGCCAACACCUUGGAGAAAUGCGUCUUGGAUACCGUCUCCAAAGACGGCAUCAUGACCAAGGACUUGGCCUUGUUGGUUCAAAGAAAGGAUUACGCAGACACAGAGGGCUUCCUGGACGCUGUUGCUUCUAGAUUGGCCAAUACACUCCAAAAAUAAACAGCGUAUCAUCAUUUAGGUGUGAUGGUUAUAAUCGAAUUAUACGUCCCACCGAUAUUUCAUAUCAUAUCAUUUCAUAUAUAAAGUACUCUCCCAGGAUUUAAUUUUCCUUUCUCUUCCUGGCACCUUUUAUAAAGCUGCUACUUGCGUUUACGAAUAAACUACAUAAGAUUAAGAUAUCUUCACAGAAGGUCGCUCUUUCUCCUGUCCCGAGAGUCAAGAUAUUCCCAUAACCCAGACAUGCCGUAAUAUGUUGCAAUGAUGACUCCGCAAAACUUCAUGUACGGCACUGCAAGAACACGAUAGAAAUAGGAGUGGGGGUUCAACUGGUUCCCAGGCAUCUCGUAGUAAUAUUUUCUGUCUGUUGCACCAUCAAGCUUACUCUUUUUUUCGUUAACCUGCCCUUUCCGAGAGGAGACAUGCAACUGGCGUACCAGUCCUCCUUUUAUCCCAACCGCUUGUUUCCGCAUCUGGCCUUCAUGUAAAUUCGCUUUG